GACAAACGAAGACAGCGUCGCAAAAUCCGAUUUCACAGGUGGUUCACCGAUCUCUAGCGUAUGUCGCCCAUGGAGAAAAAUACUGAGCCUUCCGGAUCGGUGGUCGAGACGUUCAAGGCCUAUUUCAGCGGCCAUUGUCUGAGGGGAACGGAUGCAUUUGGUGUAUGCAUAUAUUCCGACCAGUCCCCACUUGGCUGGCGUCUGGGCCUCAAAUGCCGUGCAGGGAAAGGUAUCACUGGAAAGCCCAAGAUGAACUUCCUCUUCGACCCAAAAUCUGUGAAUCCUAGGUUGGGUCGGUUGUACAUCUCUAUAGACGUCAGGGAGGAGCAUGCGCUUCAAUAUCGCGAACUCGUGGAGGCCUUCGAAGUGCAGGCACUUCCUGAUGUCUCUCCCAGUAAAAUUGGUUCCUGGGAGAUUAGUGGAAGUUGUCUGGCUAUUCGUUUCACCGUGGCAUGGGGACCAGGGCGAACGAGGCUAUCGAAGUCUGAACCCGAAGGACCAGUUAGGUCCGUGGCGAUGCAAAAGUCUCUGGCGGACUCUAUGCAGGACGGCCAAUUUCUUGACACCCGGUUCUUUGCGUACUCCAAAAGACGGCACUUAGGCCGAGUCGAUACGCCGCUCCCUGUCUAUGCUAAUAGUGAGCUUCUGAAGGACAAAUCGCCUUAUUUUACCACUCUCCUGUCAAGCGAAGACUUCUCUGAAUGUUCCCUCAACGUGCUGGAGGGUGGCUUUCCGAAGGAUCAACAGUCAUUUUUCGAUGACUAUGAUUACGGGUCAGACAGUGACCUGGAAGAUGAGACCCUGUUCCAAGAGGAGACUUGUGACAGUGAACCUGCCGCGCUAUUAUCUGCCGAAGCACAGGCGAGAAGUCCGGGAAACGCCAGGGAUAUCGGCCUCGUCCACAGCUCUGAGAAGUAG
Gloeophyllum trabeum ATCC 11539 is the source of this 918-nucleotide messenger RNA. RefSeq lists its product as uncharacterized. The coding region runs from base 61 to 918 and encodes 285 amino acids. The transcript is spliced from 2 exons. The record is from RefSeq and is a predicted model, not a curated record. Lineage: Eukaryota; Fungi; Basidiomycota; Agaricomycetes; Gloeophyllales; Gloeophyllaceae.